Molecule: messenger RNA, 531 nt
Organism: Trichoderma citrinoviride
Lineage: Eukaryota; Fungi; Ascomycota; Sordariomycetes; Hypocreales; Hypocreaceae
Product: Sm-like ribonucleo protein
Exons: 3
Coding region: 1-531 (176 amino acids)
Biological process (GO): deadenylation-dependent decapping of nuclear-transcribed mRNA
Cellular component (GO): Lsm1-7-Pat1 complex; P-body
Molecular function (GO): RNA cap binding
Source: RefSeq, a predicted model, not a curated record
AUGAUGGAAAACCUAGCCAUUUCAGACGCCCCUCCUCAUCCGCCUCCUCCUGCUACCGGGGGGGCGGCCGCGCAGCCUUUUGCGCAGCUGCCGCCGCAGAUGUUUACGACGGCGGCGCAGCUGCUGGACCUUACCGAUAAGAAACUCAUGGUGGUUCUGCGUGAUGGGCGGAAGUUGAUUGGAGUAUUAAGAAGUUGGGACCAAUUCGCCAACAUCGUCCUGCAAUCGACAACGGAGCGGAUAUUCGCCCCGCGCCCCGACAACCCCCAAUCAGAGUACCCGUACGGCUACUUCGCCGACAUACCGCACGGCAUCUUCCUCGUGCGAGGCGAGAACGUCCUGCUCCUGGGCGAGAUCGACCUGGACAAGGACGACGACGCGCCGCCGGGGUAUCAGCUGGCCGAGGUGGACGUGGUGAAGAGGCUCGCGGAGGCGAAAAAGGCGGCGGACAAGGCCAAGGAGAAGGCGCGCUUGAAGAAGCUGGUGAGGAUUGGAUUUGAAGGGGAGAACUUGGGGGAUAUCUUCUUUUGA